Microplitis mediator is the source of this 675-nucleotide messenger RNA. RefSeq names its product general odorant-binding protein 83a-like. Bases 85 to 528 code for a protein of 147 amino acids. The record is from RefSeq and is a predicted model, not a curated record. Lineage: Eukaryota; Metazoa; Arthropoda; Insecta; Hymenoptera; Braconidae. The transcript has 6 exons. Gene Ontology annotation, molecular function: odorant binding.
ACUGAAAACGUUUUAUUUCAAACAGCAGACCGUGAUACUUGAGUGUUGAUUCGAUAAAAAAAAGGAUAAUGAUAUAAAAAAAAAAUGAUGUGUAAUAUUUAUACUAUUGCAUUCGCAACAUUUUUUAUUAUGUCUAUUAAUUUCUUUCACACUGAGGGUCUAUUGAAAAUCGAACAAGUUGAAAAUAUGAUGAAACCAAUGGGUAAAAGCUGUGCAGCCAAAACAGGACUUACCCCAGAGCUGCAAGAGGCUCAUAAAAACAGAGAUUUUGUUGACGAUGAAAAACUCAAGUGUUAUAUAUAUUGUAUCUGUAAAAUGACGAAAAUGUUGGAUAAAGAUAAUAAUGUCAACCUAGACAGUGUACGAAAACAGCUACGAGCAGUACUGCCAGAAGAUUUGGCAGAGAAGAGUAUAAAAGCUCACGAAGAGUGUACUGCUAAAGUGACGACUAAAGAAUCUUGUGAACUGGCUUAUCAAUAUGCAAUAUGUUUUCAUGGAAUAGUUCCAGACUUGUACUUCUUCCCAUAAUAAUACGAUUAUAGCGAACUUACACGAACAUUCAUAACAGUUUUAUAUAAUAGAUUUAUGAAUUGUAGUGAGGUAUAUUAUCUUUUCUUUAAUGUGAAGUGCAAUUAAAUAGCGGAAUUAAAAUUACGAUGACAGAAUUAACAAAAA